GUUUAGCACGGUGGGAUCACGAGUAUGGUGGUUCGGCCACACCACCCGAACCCCUGGCCCUCGGAUCCAUGCCAAGUCACGUGACCCACCAAUACCACGUGCCAACGUGCCGUCUCUCCCAAACCCCCCCUGCCCUUUAUCCUCACCGCCGGAGCGCCCCUUCGUCUUCAGAUCUCCUCCUCCGAUUCAUGUUCAAUUCUACCAAAUUCUUAUAUAGAAGGUAAUUGAUAAUAAAGCGGCCAUGAUGGGUCCGGAGACCCCAUUCGGGUUCGAGUCGCCCCCCGUGAGAGAAGAGAUGGAGAGCCUCGCCCUCUCCGACGCCCCCUCCUCCGACUACCGCUCUGCCAUGUCCUCCUCCCUCCCCACCGCCGUCUCCGCCGCUUCCGUGGACGCCGGUGGUGGUGAUCCACUCCUCUACCCUCCUCACCACCUCCAGUUCUCUCCCUCCUCCCCUGCCUACGGCGACGGCGGGGACGCCUCCUCCUCGUCGGCCUCCUCCUUCCUCGAGCCGCCCUCCUAUGCCGACGUCGUCUUCAGCCCCUUCGAGUCCCAGAACAACGGCGGUUCCGAUCAGGGUUCCUUCGUCCACCGCGACUGCUCCCCCAGAUCCGCCCGUACCGCCGCCUCCGACUACCUAAAGAUCGCGGUCGCUGACCCGCAAAAGGAGCAGGAGACCGCGAAUUCGCUCGUCCCAGGCGGCGCGACCUACGUCACCUACCUGAUCACCACCCGCGUCCGCUCCGCCGCCGCCGGGGAAGUUGAGACUGGGCCGAUCGAGUUCAGCGUGCGGCGUCGGUUCCGGGACGUGGUGACGCUCGCCGAUCGGCUUGCGGAGGCCUACCGAGGCUUCUUCAUCCCACCGCGGCCGGAUAAGAACGUGGUCGAGAGCCAGGUGAUGCAGAAGCACGAGUUCGUGGAGCAGCGGCGGUCAGCGCUUGAGAAGUACCUGUGGCGGCUCGCGGAGCAUCCGGUGAUUGGGAAGAGUGAUGAGCUUAGGGUGUUCCUGCAGGCGAAGGGGAAGCUGCCGUUACCGACCACCACAGAUGUGGCAUCGAGGAUGCUAGAUGGUGCGGUGAGGCUGCCAAAGCAGCUCUUCGGUGAGGGACCAGCUGCACAAGUCGCGCCACAAGAUGUAGUGCAGCCUGCAAAAGGAGGCAGAGACUUGCUGAGGAUAUUUAAGGAGCUGAAGCAGGCCGUGACCAAUGACUGGGGAGGAGUGAAGCCAUUGCUGGUGGAGGAGGACAAGGAGUUCUUGGAGAGCAAGGAAAAGAUGCAGGACCUUGAACAGCAGCUCAGCAUUGCAUCUCAGCAGGCUGAGGCUCUAGUUAAAGGACAACAAGAUAUUGGGGAAACAAUGGGAGAGUUGGGUUUGGCCUUCAUCAAAUUGACAAAGUUUGAGACUGAGGAGGGUGUAUACAACACUCAGAAAGUCCGAGCUGCUGAUACCAAAAAUGUUGCAACUGCUGCUGUAAAAGCAAGCAGGCUAUAUCGAGAAUUGAAUGCUCAAACUGUCAAACAUCUGGACACACUGCAUGAAUAUCUAGGAUUAAUGUUAGCCGUCCACAGUGCAUUCUCAGACAGGGCCAGCGCUCUUUUGACAGUCCAAACACUAAUGUCAGAUUUAACAACCUUGAAUACAAGAAUUGAGAAACUUGAAGCUGCAUCCUCGAAGAUAUUUGGUGGUGACAGCUCAAGACUCCGCAAAGUGGAGGAGCUAAGAGAAACAAUAAGAGCCACUGAGAAUGCUAAAAUCUGUGCCAUUAAAGAGUAUGAGAGGAUAAAGGAAAACAAUCGGAAUGAACUUGAUAGGCUAGACAGAGAAAGGCAUGAUGAUUUUCUUAGCAUGCUGAAAGGGUUUGUAAUAAAUCAGGUUGGAUAUUCAGAAAAGAUUGCAAAUGUCUGGGCAACCGUGGCCGAAGAAACGAGUAGAUAUGCAAGAGACAGAAAUUAGGUUGUGAAUGUAAACCGAAAAUUUAUCUUCCAGCCUAUUUUCUACCACACAUGAGUGUACACUACUUUGUAGGGAGGGAAAAAAAAAAAGAAGAUUCAAAGCAAACCAUAAUAAUUGCUGGAUCCUUGUUUUGUUCUGCUUGUUUAGCCUCCAUAUGACAGCCUCUCUAUGGUCUCAAGUUACUUUAUUGAAACAAUGCUGUUUGGGUCAGUAAAAGACAAGUUUGGGAAUUGCUCGUGAAAUGUGUGAGAUAUAAAUUGUAAUGUUUGAUGUGUUUUAUUCUUA
Musa acuminata subsp. malaccensis (wild Malaysian banana) is the source of this 2236-nucleotide messenger RNA. Its product is annotated as sorting nexin 2B. The record is from RefSeq and is a predicted model, not a curated record. Gene Ontology annotation, molecular function: phosphatidylinositol binding. Lineage: Eukaryota; Viridiplantae; Streptophyta; Magnoliopsida; Zingiberales; Musaceae.